AGCUUCCGGUGCGGAUGCUGCUAAAGCGAGGGUGGAAUGAUGCUCUCUGUCGCUCCUGCUGCUCUUGUCCUUGCUGUAGCUUGGAUUUGUCCAAGUUACGCACUUUAUUUUCACAUAGGAGAGACGGAGAGAAAAUGCUUCAUUGAAGAAAUUCCGGACGAGACGAUGGUUAUUGGAAAGUACAGGACUCAGCUAUGGGACAAAACGACCAACUCCUUCCUCCCAUCCACCCCCGGUCUUGGGAUGCAUGUUGAGAUCAAGGAUCCAGAUGCAAAGAUCAUCCUCUCACGUCAGUAUGGCUCUGACGGUCGAUUCACGUUCACCUCGCACACUCCUGGAGAACAUCAGAUCUGUUUGCACUCCAACUCCACAAAGAUGGCUCUGUUUGCAGGAGGAAAACUGAGAGUUCAUCUGGAGAUUCAGGUUGGAGAACAUACCAACAACUAUCCUGAAAUUGCAGCAAAGGACAAACUCACCGAGCUGCAGCUGCGAGUCCGACAACUGCUGGACCAAAUCGAGCAGAUUCAAAAGGAACAAAACUACCAAAGGUAUCGUGAGGAGAGGUUUCGCAUGACAAGUGAGAGCACCAACCAGCGCGUUCUCUGGUGGUCCAUCGCUCAGACGCUCAUCCUCAUCAUCACCGGCAUUUGGCAAAUGAAGCACCUGAAAAGCUUCUUUGAGGCCAAGAAAUUGGUGUAGUUUUUGUCUCGGGUGUUUCGGGAUGAAAAACGAGUACGUACGAGAUGGACUUGACUCACCAGAACACGGAGACGUUCACCUUCAGCACAUAAACAUUCAGGAGGAGACGCAUUGUCUUUAUAUCCGCCAUCAAUGGUAUGACUUUUUCCACAGAUCAGUCCUGGGAAAUGUUCUUUUCCUUGUAAAUGUUUUAGGUUUUCAUUGAGUUACAGCAUUCCAGUCGCUUUCUUCUUUGUGACUGGUGGUGUUAUUGUGAUGAUGAUUAUUAUUAUUAUUAUUAUAUUAUAAUUGUCUUUUAAUUUCAUGUUUUAUGAGUGUGAUUUUCUGUGAAAUUUAUUGAAAAAGUUAUAGUGAAAACUGAAAUCGUAAAUUUGCAAACAAUUUGACUCAUUGAGCAGAAAAAUCCACUUGAGGGACUCUUUGUAUAAGAGAGAUUAAAUUCUGUUUAAAAGGUUUGUCUCAACACUUGAUUAGAAAGGUGUUAAGAUUGCUUUUAUCCUUCCGUCGAGUUCAUCCUGAACCAGCUGCUUCUUUGUCUACAGCCUACAGUGAUGAAAGAAAAAUAUUAUUUGUGGGUGUUAAACAUUUUAGUUUGCGAUUCUCUUAAAAAGCAAAUCAGUUGUCCUGCCACCGGGAGCGUUUACUAAAUCUGCGCCCAGUGAUACACCUUAAUUAAAAUGACAAAUUUCCGCCAUAAAGGUGGUGAAUAGUGAGGAGAACCUGAUCAGACCAGUUGGUGCUGAUGGAGGAUUUUAAGGUUAUCAGCAAAAGCCAGAGUCCCUGUCAGAAAUGUUUACAUUCGCUGUCAUAGUUUAGUGCCAUCGCUAUAGAAAAGUGACAAGUACUUUAGUUGAACUAGGUUUUUCCAUUUCCAAAUUUACUUCAGAUGAUUUUUAUAAGUACAGUUAAAGGCUUUGUACACAUUCAAAGUCAUUCACUGACAUUAAACUGCUUAUCUGGUUUAAAACAUUGCAGUGCAGUGCUCUUAACUAUGGACUAGUGUUGAUGAUGGUUGUCGUCACUGAAAAUCAAAAAGAAUGUUUAUUUAGGUUGACUUUUCAUCAUUGCCUGUAAAAACAGCAGUAUGAAAAACCAAUUCUUACGAAGAAGCCCAAUGUUCUCCGAUUGGUCACCUUCAGCACCCUGAGCAGGCUCCGCCCCCACAUCUGCAGCCGCUCGGUUGUCGUUUGCAGAUGUUUUUGAAUGCAACAAAUUCAAAAUCUCUGUUCUCCAACCAGAAAAAAGGAGGAAAAAACUAAGGAAACACAGAUUAGUUUGCAUUUCUGAAAGCAAAGCCUUACGCGUUGAAAGCUAGAUCUUGUUUUCUGCCAUUUCAGAUUUAGGAGAAAUGGCUUGUGUUAAACAUGUUUCUUCAUUUAGGUGAACUAAAUUACUAGGAGAUGUUUUCCAUCUGUAAGUAAUAAACUAAACAAAUGGGAAGGAAGUUGUGGUUUUGUCAGUAAUGGAUCGUUUAUAGCUGCAGGAUAAUUUAAAUCCCUCUUCUGAGGUACGUCACAGGCAGCAACAUAUGGGACUGAAAUGAAGAGAGAAUGCAUUUCACUGGACACUAAAUUAGCCCACCCCUCCCGGUGGUAGAUGAGUCACACUCAUUUUUCAUUCAUUUUCAAGGAAAUAACUAGGUCAAAAUAACCAAAAUACCCAGAAUGCACAUUUGAAGUUGUUGGGUCAGAUGGUUGCAGAAAGAGGACACAUACAGCAUUGCACAUGGUACAAAAACUCAAAAGCAUCAUUUUUGUUUCUUGGAAACUUUCAAGUGUGUUUAUUCAUGAUUGUGACUGCACUAAAGUGUUAAGAGCCGUCUUACUGCUCAAACGGUUAAUGUGAAAACAAGUGUCACCAUCUGCUCCUCCGCGGGGUGUAUAGUUUUUAGCUCAGACAGUCCUGUAAAUACAGUUUGAUACAAAAUAACAGGAUUAUAUGUUGUAAAUAAUGUUGCUGUUCUGUUAGUUUUCUACUGGCUUUUACACAGAUUGAGUGGCAAAGAACUCCUUUGUCCAUCUGCUUCAGUCGUGUCUCAUUAAGUCCUUAUUUAUUGAGCUGAAUCUUUUAAUGCCAAGGUUCCUAUUUUGGGCUCCUUUUGUCAAUGCCGGGCAGUGAUUGAAUAAACUCAGACCUGAUCAGAUUUAACAAGGUUCUAAAUUUGUACAUCGUCUUCUUGUGUACUUAAAGGUGCAGCUGAAUAGUUUUUAAAUGGGUUCAAGUACCAUCUCGUACAAUUUACUGUGAGGUACGUCACCUCCAUGUGCUUAAUAAAGAAACUUUGGCCAAA
Molecule: messenger RNA, 2989 nt
Organism: Cololabis saira (Pacific saury)
Lineage: Eukaryota; Metazoa; Chordata; Actinopteri; Beloniformes; Belonidae
Gene: tmed4
Product: transmembrane p24 trafficking protein 4
Exons: 5
Coding region: 37-699 (220 amino acids)
Biological process (GO): positive regulation of canonical NF-kappaB signal transduction; Golgi organization; endoplasmic reticulum to Golgi vesicle-mediated transport
Cellular component (GO): COPII-coated ER to Golgi transport vesicle; endoplasmic reticulum; Golgi apparatus
Source: RefSeq, a predicted model, not a curated record